GGUGGGGAGGGUUCAUCCGUCAUGGAAUGCUCUGGCCAUAUGGUCUGCCGAGAAACUUGGCGGGUUUGAUGACAUCACAAAACACUCAAUGCCAGCAGGGAAGAUAAAGCAUGAACCAGUGGAUUAACUACUGCCUCACAAGCCUUCCGAAUCGUCACUCAACCGCAGAAACCUUGUCGAAUCUCCCUUUUCACCCAGACACCGAUCGAGACUCGCAUCAAUCUUCUGCAUCAUGGACAAAAUGAAGGACACGGUAAAGAAGGGGCUGGAUAAGGUUGUCAAGACCGAUAUGGAGCCUCGGGAGCCGGGGAAGGCAACUCUCGAUGCGGCGAUGCCCAGUCAGCAGCAGCCAACAAGGACGGCGGCCGGCCCUGACCCAAACUUCACCACGGCGACAGACGGGGGCAACCCGACAGGCUUGUUAGGGAAGAAUGCGAUGGGACAGCCGACGAAUAAGCCUAGGCCUUGAUGUGGUCCAGCCUGGUGUAUGCCGAAGGGUUUCUCUGCCAGUGUGGAAAGGGUAUUCAGGUCCGCUCAGGGCGGAGGAAUGGUGUGGAAGUUCGGCGGUAAACCAAUCCAUGAUCCCUUUGUAUGCAGUUCUGUCAACGUUUUCGGGGCUAUUGCAUCACGCAUCCUUGGUGAAAUGAGUGGAAUGAUACGCGGAG
Parathielavia appendiculata is the source of this 665-nucleotide messenger RNA. RefSeq lists its product as uncharacterized. The coding region runs from base 233 to 469 and encodes 78 amino acids. The record is from RefSeq and is a predicted model, not a curated record. Lineage: Eukaryota; Fungi; Ascomycota; Sordariomycetes; Sordariales; Chaetomiaceae. The transcript is spliced from 2 exons.